AUGUCUCGUUUUCCCAGAAUUGUGCCUUGGACAACUUCAGAAGAAUAUCAACAAGUAUAUCAAUGGUUAUACUCUAAUGAUCCAAAACAAAACGAAUUAGGUGUCAAACGUGCCAAGGUUUGGUCUGCCCGUGGAAAAAAUCCUCAUGCUGUUGUGAGCACUGCUGCAUUUGUAGAAGUAUCUUUAAGAGAUACAAUUUCUUUUGGAAAAAUAUCUAAUCAUGAGUUGAGAUUAUUAUAUUCAAUGGCUUUCAUUAGAUUUGUCAAUGGAAUGGUAGAUCCAACUCAAGGUUCAUAUGCAUCAUCUGUCGCGUCGUUAGCAUUAAAACUUAAUAUGCCAUUAUGGUUUGUUGAAUUACGUCAUGCUGGAACACAUGAACAUCUUCCCAGCUUACAAGUUUUGCGAAAUGGAUGUCGACAGGCAUUGCAAUGGCUUAAUGAAAAUUAUUGGGGAAUCCAAAGACCAUUGCAAUCAACGCACAUGAACGAAAUUCAUUCAUUGCUUUCUAAAUACAAAGAAUUGCGAGAGAAAAUUUUAAAAGAUUCGGAACUGGAUGACAUGAAUUCCACGGAUAAGAUUGUUAAACGAUUAUUAAAUUUGGUUAGCGCAGAAUAUGUGAGAGAUUUACUUAUACCUGUCUUAUUAGAAGAAGGAUUUCUGGUGUCAACAGAGACAAAAAAGAGAGCUUCGGUGACCGACCAAACAUUAUCAAAGGAUUUGUUAGAUUUAUGGUCUGCCAUAUUGUGUAAAUUUGAUAAUGAAUGGACUAAUUUUGGCAGCGAAUUAGUACAGGGUAUACUAGAGAAAUUGGUCAUGGAUGAAGAGAGCGUUAAUCGUGACGCCAAUCUUAUUCAAUUGACAAACUUUCCACCUGCUUCGGAUUUGAUACAGCAACCUAAACUAAUCCACUCAAGUUCCAGUUAUCACUUAACUCUUGUGGCGUGGAUAAGUCAUAUUCUAAAACUUUAUUACACGGGUGAUUUUGUGACCUUUUCUGAUUUGGAUCUGGAAAAUGUUCUUGAAUUUUGUUUAAGAAAACCAAAUCCUUAUACGAAAAUGGUAUUACAAGUUAUGAUCGAUCAUGACGAGGAGUUGAAGACAGUUAUCACACCUUUCAUGAAUUACAUUGUUAAAAUGCUAAGUUUCAAUGAUAACUUUGAUUUUGAUAAAAAUGUUCCAAGAAUCACAGAUGAUGAUAUGAACAAGGAAAUAUCUGAGUUUCAAGAGGAGUUGAACAGCAUAGUCAAUUUGAAAGAGUCAGUAGAAGAAAAUAAUCAUAUUACAGAUUCAAAUUUAGAAUCAGCAUGGAAAAUGUAUGAUUCUGAAGAAUGGAAAGCAUGUCCAAUAGGAUGUUUACCUAAUGGACAAAUACCUUGUUUGGAUCUUUCACCUGACCUAGAUGGACAAAGUAAUGCCUUUCUAAGCAAAGUUAAGCAAUCUGGUUUAUUCUUUAAAUUUAUAUAG
This is a messenger RNA of Cetraspora pellucida, 1464 nucleotides long. The record is from the annotation of a GenBank genome assembly. Lineage: Eukaryota; Fungi; Glomeromycota; Glomeromycetes; Diversisporales; Gigasporaceae.